GUAACUUUCUACAGCAGAGGCCGCACACAUGUUUCUCUACAGAUCAUCAGCCCUUGUCUUCUUCUGUGUAACUCCUUUAUUCUCUAUAUUACAGAGACAUCAAACCCCGUAACAUCUUAUUGGAUCACCAAGGCCACAUCAGAAUCUCAGACUUCGGCUUGGCUGUACAAAACGUCUACAAAGGUGAUACCAUCACAGGCCGAGCCGGAACUACAUCAUACAUGGCCCCAGAGAUUCUGCAAGAAAAACCUUACAAUGCAGCAGUCGACUGGUGGUCCUGUGGCAUCACCAUCUGCAAAAUAGCCUCCGGAGAGAACCCUUUUUACAGGUUUACCAAACAGGAGUUCAUUGAUUCGAUCAUCAACGAUGAGCCUGAAAUACCAAAGUGGCUGGAUGAUGAUUUAAUACAUCUGCUGAAAAAGGUGGGUAGCAACAGAGGGACAGAGAUAUAGGGGCAGUUUUACUAAAGGGUGAAGUGACUAACGUUAGCGAAAAUUCGGCCAGCG
Messenger RNA from Xenopus laevis (African clawed frog), 506 nucleotides. RefSeq names its product cAMP-dependent protein kinase type 3-like. The record is from RefSeq and is a predicted model, not a curated record. Lineage: Eukaryota; Metazoa; Chordata; Amphibia; Anura; Pipidae. The transcript has 2 exons. Bases 222 to 452 code for a protein of 76 amino acids.